AUGGACGCCGCGCUAUGGGACCACCAGCGGGAGCUCGCGGCCGUCGCGCGCCAGCGUAGUGUCCUCGUCAGCAGCGCCCAGGCCGUGGGCAAGUCUUUCGUUGGCUGCAUGUUACUCUGCGAAGCUGCGGCGUCGAGCGCGCAGCACGUGGCGCUCGCCGUCGCCGCGUCGCCCGCCGCGCGCGCGCACCUCCAAGGGCAACUUGCGCGACUGUGUGGUCGACCCAUCAUUUGCAGCGACGAGGGAGACCGCGCGAGCGCGUGGAUGAGCGACGAUGCACUUGCGCGCCAGGAACUGCACGCCGCGCGGGGUCAGGUCGCGAUCGUGUCGCCGUAUGUGCUGCAAGAGACGCUGCGCCGCGGCACGUUGGCGGCCACGGACGUGCAGCUACUCGUGGUCGAAGACUGGGACGUGGUGCACGCUGACUUGCCGUCGUUUUUCAAGCUGCUGACGGGACUGUUGGACGCGCUGCCGUGUGGCGGCCCGCGGAUCUUUGCAACGACGCGCGUUCUGGCGUCGCGAAUGGACUGGAACGUCGGGACGAACCCGUUGCUCAAGCACAUUAGUGUGGUCCACAUGCUGCCAGUGCUCUCGUUGCCGUCGUCGUCGACGUUGGCGUCGUCAGCGACGGUUGCGCCGCUGCAGUGCGAAGUCUUUUCGCGUUUCAACGAGCGCACGCAGGAGGUGCCAAGUGUGCGGGAGUUCCUCCUGGGCGCCAAUAGCAAGAAGAUUAAUCUCGUGCACGUGUUCCGACUCGAGCUGGAGCUGGGCAACUCGGCCGCCGUGUACGACGAGCGCAAGAAACAGGAUAAAGUGAAUCGAUUUAUCCAGGAUGCCGAAACGGUGGGCGAGAAGCUUGGUCAAUGGUGUUUGUGGAAGUUUGUCGAGCUAGAGCUGCAAGGCAACUUGCAAGCGUGUAUUGUCAACGACUGUGACAAUGUGAACAACCGGAAACGAAAGCAACAGAGUGAUGGCGUUGAAGCAGCGGAUGAUCCGAUGGAUGGAGACGCAAGCGAGGAUGACUCUGUCCAGGAACUGGAAAGUGGCGAAAUAGAUGAUGACGAUGCUGCGGAAGUAGAAAAGGAACUGGCAAGUGCUGACGAGAGUGUGGGCGUAGAGGAAAAGGCUGCAAAAAUCGAUCGCUUGAUCGCCAGGUUCAUUGGCACCGGUGUCGAGAUCGAUAGCAUCACAAAAGCGAAGAUCCGACCGAUUUUGAACGUUCUCUUCUGGCUGUCUGUACAGCUAGAGCUAUGCGGGACGUUGGAAGCAUCGCCGCGAUUAUUGAAGACCGCCGAGGUCGUUCGAAAUCGCUUUCGAAAUUCUCCAGGAGACAAACAAAUUCGAGCUUGGGUAUUUCUCGAAAGGCGAUGUCAUUGCCGCGUCGUUGCUGAGUACUUGACCACAGCAUUGGCAGACCUGGGCUUACCACCGAGCUGUUGCAUGCUUGGUAGUAGCAACGCUCGCAUAUCUGGAGCGCUUAAGUUCGCAUCGUUCCUCAAAGUGAUGAAAAUGUUUACAGACUUUAGGACAACAAUCAUGGUGACCACAUCGGUAUUAGAAAGCUCACAAAAAAUGCGCAUAGCUCCGCCACAAUGCGAUCUAGUUGUGGUAAUGAAUGAAUUGCUGGAAGCCAACAAGCUGUAUGAAUUCGGUAAGCGAGCCGAUCUUGCACGAGGUUCAAUCAAGUAUAUUACCGAUGACACGGCGUCAGCUCGAAAGAAGUUUGACGUCCUUGUUCGCAAAAUGCAGGAUCACAUUCGCCUCGUGCAAGAAAAUGAGCAGGCAUACCCUUCAGCAUCUCAAUCAGCAUUUACGGAGAUGUGCAACGGUCUACAGACGCCGUUUGAUCCAGUGGAAGCUGCAGCUCUAAGCUCAACGGGGUCCACUUCGGCUACACUACAGGUAGAUGGCCGGAUGCUGAAACGAGCUGAGCCUACGGGGAACGCGUACGAGAUUAUCAAUCGCGACACAGGCGCCAUAUUGAACGUGGCAAAUAGUGUGGCGUGCUUGAGCAAGUUCUGCGACACGCUACCAGGUUUAGAUACGUACGAUCGUCGGCCACAGUACACAGUGAAGCGAAUCUCCAUUGUGAAGCGCAUGUCAGUAUCGGUGAAGCGAUCGAAAAAGAAGCUUCUCAAAUACAACGCAAAGCUGACGGACAAAAUUGAUGUGCUGAAAGCUGAAGCUGAGACGCGGGCCAAUGCAGCAGCCGAAGACAGUAGCGACGAUAGCAAGGAGGGCGACGAUGAAUCGUCAGCAUCAAGUACUCACUCCGCUGGCGUCCAAGACACGCGAUUUCACUUUUCUGCAACGCUGAAACUUCCAGGCGCAUUGGGUAUCAAGAAGCAGCUGUUUUCGCAGCAGGUAGUGACGCAAGACGAGGCAAAGGGUAUUGUUGCGUUCAAGGCGUGUCAAGAACUGGUGAAGAAGGGGUUGCUGGACCGUCACUUCCGUUCGAAGCUUAUAGACGACCAAGUGGCUACGGUACAUACAGACCAAAUAGACGACGACACUGCGGGUAACGAAAAUGGUACUGCUGCUUCUGAUGACACGAUCGUGCUGGAUGAAAACGAUGCAGCAUCCGAACAUCGGUCGCAACUUGCUGACUUAUCAACGCAGUCAUCGUAUGACUUACCACCGGUCAGCGCGGUGGAAUUGAGUUUACGACCGAUUCGAAGCCUGGCAAGAGAAUCUGCCUGUAUUGAGGAAGAGGGCGAAGAGUGGUCGACGACGAUGUGCUUUUACAGCCUCGGCGGUGCGCGCUACGCCAUCUUGUCGACGAACGAGUUAUAUACAGGUAAUACCAAUACAGGGUGGCGCUACGACUUUGCGACAAGCGGAGUGAUGUCACCGGAGAUCACGCCGAUAACGCUGGCGAAGAAACCUGUGAUGCUCAGUGUCACAAGACAAGAGUUGCACGAUGCGCUCCACUUUCAUCUGGUGUUGAUGCGUCUGGUAUGCAUGGGUGUACAAGACGCAGUGCGUGAUGUAGACAUUGCAAGUGAAGAGGUGUGGAACGAGUUUUCGGAACAAAACGACAAAGGCUACUUGGUUGUGCCUAGCGUACUGGAUGAAUCGACAGAGCCGCCGACGCUGUCGCUGGACUGGGACUACGUGCGCGAAGUCAUUCGUAAGCCACUGCUCGAGCCUCUGUGGCCGUUACCGGCGACGAGUUCUUCAGAGGAUGCAGCAAACACAACGGACGAAUGGAUCUGCGUUCCAACACAUCGACUCAAUGUUAGCUAUGUGGUACAAGCCCGUAUCGAUCGUACGGUAGAUGACAUUCGCAAGGAGUAUCUGGCAGACAAGGAAGCGUGGAUGACACACUUGAAAAAAGGGAAGUCGACUCCCGGCAAUCCCAUUUUAGGUCGCUGGCACACCCUUCAACAGCUCGAGGAUGCUGAUGCGGAUCAGCCGUUGAUUCACGGUGUCCAGGUUCCUCCGAUUGUUCCUAUCAUUCGGAGAGUAAUGCAGCGGAAUUGCAGCGAAGGAAGCGUAGCACAGUACAAAACCAAGUUCAACGAGCGCUUGCUGAUUCCGCAGUACACCUCCCGUCUGCGCUUGACAAAGAGCCGCUUUUUCGAUGCAAUGGGGUUGGUGCCACUUCUGUACGAAUUCGAGCGCAAAUGCCAGAUCUCACAUCUGAUGGGGAAAAUCGGUUUGGAGCUUGACAUGUCACUGCUGGAUGAUGCAACUACGAAGCCUGCGUACGAGCGACUUGAGAUUCUCGGGGAUACGUUUUUGAAACUUGAGACUUCGUGGUACAUGUACGAACAGCGGAAAGAUAUCUUGCAGGAGGGGCAACUUACGCAACUUCGCCGCGACAUCAUCCGCAACGACAGGCUCAAUCAGUUUGCACUCGCGGCACGCCUUCACCACUACAUCAUGUAUCCGGCUGAAGUGGAGCAGCAUCCUUUUGAGUGUUGGAAGCCAUCAUGCAUGGGCAAGACGCCUGAUCCGGUUGUAGCUCCAGCAAAAUGGAUCGCCGACGUACUAGAAGCGAUCACUGGUGCGUACCUGGUCGGGCAAGGCGAGAAAGGUGCGCGAUACUUUCUCCAGUGGAUUGGCAUCAGCGUUCUUGAGCACCCGUUUACUUUUGCGCAGCCAUUUUACCCGGACUGCUUUCCGAACGAGCUCUACGAUGCUGCAAUCGUGUCACGUGGUGCCCAGCUCCCGCUGAGUCUGAACUUCAAGGUGCCGCAGUUUGAGGAUCUGCCAAAGCGACUCACGCUGCUUCAGCAACGGUUGAAAUACACGUUUCGAAACAAGCGCUUAUUGUUGGAAGCAGUGACGCAUCCGUCAGUUGGUCAGCUCGUUCUUCACAUUGACCAAAAUGAUGCCAACGGUGCGGACGCGAGUAACGGGGACGGCGAUAGUGCAGUCAUCUCACGCACGCAAAAGAAAAAGAAAACGGUGUGGAAGGGAGACUACGAGCGGCUGGAGUAUCUAGGCGAUGCGUUGAUCGAGUACUUGACUCUGUCGUACGCUUUCCUGAUGUACGAUCGGUGGCUACCUGGAUCGCUUUCGCAGUGGAAGAGUGCAACGGUCUCGAAUGACGCCCUGGGCAAAACAGCGCUGGCGUGCUUCGGCGUCGAUGAGUGCAUGUUUGCUGGUGCCGUUCGCAUUGACCGCGAGACGAUGGAGCGCGUGAGCAAUGUCGGACGGAAGUACGCGCGUAACGAGUCGAGUACGACUCUGAGUCCAGCGUUUGAAGCCGUCAGUGUAUCUCGAAAGGCGAAGGCAAAGGGCAAAGGUGCCCCGGCCGGUGCGAGCCGACACACGCUGCCGAAGAUGUUUGCGGAUGUUUUCGAAGCCCUUGUGGCAGCCGUGUUCUUGGACUCGGGUCGAGACCUUCAGGUUGUCCGGGACGUCUUUAUGGGUCCACUGCUCGAGACCGUGGGGCAGGAUGCAUACGCAUACGUUUGUCACGAGAGCGGACUGGCGGUGGACACUGGCGGUGAUGCGUUGAUGGAGGACUUGAUCUUCUCGAGCGACGAAGACGAGUAG
This is a messenger RNA of Hyaloperonospora brassicae, 5007 nucleotides long. The record is from the annotation of a GenBank genome assembly. NCBI's taxonomy places the organism in Eukaryota, Oomycota, Peronosporomycetes, Peronosporales, Peronosporaceae.